AUGAAGAGAGAAUACGAGUUGUAUCGUGUUUACAACUGUCGUGUACGCUUCCAGCCCUACCUCGAACAACAUCAUUACCCUCCGACAAUUGUGCAGGUCACGAAUGGUGGCGGCAAAAACGAAGUUAAAAAAAUUCAUCAAAGUAAAGUUGCAAUGUGGCUCACGUUGAAGAGCAAAAGUCAACAUUAUGAUACAAUAUACAGCUCUUUUAUAGCUAUCAAGAAUGUCGGAAUAUUUUUAUGCUUUUCUGCCAUAAAUUCCAAGAAAUUGAUGGUGGGAGUGAAAAAAAGGCAAACGAACAACAGAAAAAAAAAUACAUUGCGAAGUGGAAAUGUUUUAUUGCUCAUUUUAUUCCAUCAUUAUGCCGAGUUUAAGUAA
Clunio marinus is the source of this 378-nucleotide messenger RNA. The record is from the annotation of a GenBank genome assembly. NCBI's taxonomy places the organism in Eukaryota, Metazoa, Arthropoda, Insecta, Diptera, Chironomidae.